AUGGCCGAUAAAUCAGCUUUCGUACCUUUCGACAUGAACAACGUUCAUCGAGACAAUGAUGCAAACGAUGAUAACAUGGACAUUGAACUGUUUGGAACGAAGCAAGCAGAAGCUUCAGCUCCAGCUGUAACUGAUGAACGUCCUACAGCAACUCAAACUGUGCCAUCAUUAACUCCUUCACCAACCCCAGCCGUUUCAAAACCUUCUCCCAAGAAGAUUGAAUACAAGAAAUCGACAACAUAUAAGAAGACAGUAGCCAAGUAA
Auanema sp. JU1783 is the source of this 264-nucleotide messenger RNA. Lineage: Eukaryota; Metazoa; Nematoda; Chromadorea; Rhabditida; Rhabditidae. The record is from the annotation of a GenBank genome assembly.